Messenger RNA from Staurois parvus, 327 nucleotides. Lineage: Eukaryota; Metazoa; Chordata; Amphibia; Anura; Ranidae. The record is from the annotation of a GenBank genome assembly.
AGCACUGGUGGGUGGGCACAGGUGGGUGGCACUGGUGGGCACAGGUGGAUGGGCACUGGUGGGUGGCACUGCUGGGCACAGGUAGGUGGCACUUCUGGGCGCAGGUGUGUGACACUGCAGAGUGGCACAGGUGGGUGCACUGCUGGGCACAGGUGGGUGCACUGCUGGGCACAGGUGGGCGGAGCUAGUGGGCGCACUGCUGGGCACAGGUGGGCGGAACUUGCGGGUGGCACUGCUGGGCACCGAUCAUCAGGGCACGUGAGGAAAGUGCAACCUGAGAACCGGCACUUGCAUUUCCCUCUGAUCAGCGUGUCAUUGGACACCGCU